CCAAUUCAUUUUCCAAGCCCGGCAGCGCAGUCGGAGCUUCGUUCCCCGCAACAGUUAGACGCUUACGCAUCGUCGGGGUAGAGCGCGAGCUCGUGAGCCAAUCAGCGGCUGCAGCGGAGGGUCAAAGUCAAGCAGAGCCGAGAGUUCGUGCUGGCACCAGUAGUCGACUUCGCGACGUAGCCUCGUUCGGUCGUUCCUGCGUCGUCGUCGCCGCUCCAGUUUUAAACACUCGUGAUAUACAGAUCGACCUGCAGCAGUAGCAGCGGAUACAUUACACACCAGCAGUGAAUCGAGAGAGAUCUUAGAUUUUCAGUUUGAACAAAAUUCGAUAUGCCAGAACUAAACGAGCCGGUGCCGCUUCAAGACCUGGAGGGUUUGCUCCAGCAGACGUUGGGCGGCCCAUUAUCUGUUCAGGUGACUGACUGGAAACAUCUCACGGACCCCGGUGAGAACUUCGGCAGCCUCAUUCUGGCCGUAAACGUAAACGUGACAAAAAAUGGUAAACCGGAGACGCAUCACCUAGUUUGCAAGAUGCCACCUAAAUCUGACUACCUACUGGACCUUUUUAAUAGUCCGAUGGCUUUUAAAAAAGAGAUUUAUUUUUAUACAAAAAUUGCUCCGGCUUUCCUUCAGCUUCAGAUGAACAGUGGGAUCACUGAGAACGAACUUAUCAAACUCGUCCCACAGUUUUAUGGAGGUCGUAUGGGACUGGCUGGUGGUGAUAAGUUCGACAGCCAAGCCUCGAUCGUUCUCGAGAACCUCAACUACUCUGGCUACUCGACGAAAGACCGUAUUGCAGGAAUGGAUCUCGAGCACAUGGAGUACGGAACACGCGAACUCGCGAAACUACACGCCAUUACUUGUGGUUAUAGAGUCUUGAAUCCAAAAGAUUUCGCGGAGACGAUUGCACCGGGUCUCGUGCCUGCACACAACGAUGUUGCUAUGCAGUGCGUCAUGGAGAUGAUCGGCAAGGCCGUGGACAAUCUGAAGAAAAUGGACGAUGCUAAACCACACAUGGAUAAAGUGUUUAAAACACUGGAAUUUUGUGAGAAAACGGAAAAGGAGAACAAGCCACCAAUCGAACGCUGGUGUACCUUCGUUCACAAUGAUUUCUGGGUGAACAACAUGAUGUACCGUUACAGCAACAACAACAAAAUCCUUGGCAUGAAGAUGGUGGACUUUCAGUUGAGCGCCUGCGACUACGGUAUGAAGGAUCUGAUCUUUUUCCUCAUUUCCAGUGCGAAAAAGGAAAUCAUCGAUAACAAUUUGAACGACCUUAUCACUCUGUAUUACGAAACGUUUAUCGACACUCUGAAAUCGCUAAAAGUCGACACUAAGGACUUUCCCAGGGAAGAGUUCGACAGACUGCUGAAAGAGUGUGCACCGCUCAAAUUCCCGCAAUGUAUUAUGAUGAUUCAGGUGAUCAAGGCAACUCGAGGCUCUGCUCCUGACGUCAACAGCAUUAAGAACUCGGAGGCCUUCCUAAGCAUCGGCAAGGGUCAGCUUUACGAGGACAAGCUGCUCCACGUUUUACUAACGUUUGUAAAGAAUGGAUGGCUAGCCAAUUAAAUGCCGCGUUAUUUGUCUUUUUCUUCUCGGAUAAAAUUGGAGCUUUAUAAAAAAAAAAAAAAAGAAACGAGAGCUACUAAUUGGGUCAUCUCGAACAUUAGUUAAGACUGAAUGCGAAAAAUUUGUUAUUUGUGACAAUUCUGUAAAUAUAUACCUAACUUUGUUAUGAUUUUAAUGUUAGUACAUUGUAACUUAUCGACAAAAAGCAUACAUUGUUACACGAGAAAAAAAAUUAAAAAAUGUUCAUUUUACACGCGAAUGAAAAGAUAGACAAAGCUAUACCUAGGAAUGUAGGCUCGGUUUACAAGAUUUUGUAAAAACAGAUGAAUGAGUUUAGCUACUUGCUCAAAAAGCUGUGCAAAAAUUAUGGCUGAAUGAAGGUCAGCUAAAUCUAAGCAGCAUUAAUUUUGAAUUAUUAGAUUUCAUACUGCGUAAAGAGCUGUAGCUCUGGGUAUACGAUAAAGUUUUGUAAUUAUAGAUGUAUAAUCGUAGAUUUUUCUAAAGAUACCGAAAUUUUAUACACUAAUUCAUUCCAAAUAGAAAAUACUACAAAAGAAAUGUUAUGUGAUAUUUUAGUAAUAGUAUGCUAGACAAAUAAACAAUAUGGCUAUUACGAUUCGCAGCCUAGAUUAAUGUUAUAAGCUUCGAAAAUUGAAUUUGUAUUACUCACUUCGAGAAGAUCAGCCACCGCGUCGGGUAAGUUGAAUUCUCUGACGACACGCAAUCGCAAUUGUCUGUUGAUUUCAUGACGCGACGAUAGCGGUAAGCUGAUGGCUCGUUGACAACUGGGAGAUUGUCUCAGUUUUUGUUCGCGCUUCAGCAUAGCUGACAUAGUAGCAGAAUCUGGAACUAUGGACAAAUCAUUAAAACAUUGCGAUUUUGCUAGUUGACCAGGAUUUUAAAGUGCGUGGUUACCUGGUAGAGCAGCUGCCAAAAUAUCGACUCCAGCAGCUCCCAUUACCCUUGGUUUUUCGUCAACCAUAUACAAUGUGUCAGGAAUAUCAUGGAUGUAUCUUGCUCUUCUCAGCCUUACUAGUUCUGCUUCUUGAACCAUUUGUUCUUCGACUAGAGCCUGUUAACAAAAUUUUUAGUUGUUGAAUUAUAUUGGUAAAAAUAAAUUAAGUAUUAUAGAGGA
Messenger RNA from Nasonia vitripennis (jewel wasp), 2704 nucleotides. RefSeq lists its product as uncharacterized. The record is from RefSeq and is a predicted model, not a curated record. The coding region runs from base 331 to 1569 and encodes 412 amino acids. Lineage: Eukaryota; Metazoa; Arthropoda; Insecta; Hymenoptera; Pteromalidae. The transcript is spliced from 4 exons.